AGGAAGUGAUGAUGUAAAAUGAGCCGCAAAACAAGAGUCUCUGCCGGGUUUCUCUUCCGUUCUCUGGGAAGGCCUCAGAAGUAUAAAAUAUAAAGAAACCUCCGAUUCCGUCUGAUGCUAGACCUUCUCGCACAUCAUUGUUCUCAGAUCAUCAGGUCUGAGAUUUGGUUUCCAGCUCACGAGGAGAGGAGUUCAGGAUUAAAAGUAGCUGCUGAUUGAGAAAUCUAGAACCAUUACUGUAACCGGAAGGUUCUGGAUGCGAUCCGAAUAGCGGGAUCCUUUACUUGUGAAUCAGGUCCCGCUGCUCGCUCGAACGCACAUGGAUGGACAGACACUAGUGGAAGCGUUCACAUGCUCGGAAUGUGGGGAAUGUUUUACUACGAAGCCAAAACUCACCAAACAUAAAAAAAUUCACAAAGAACCAAAGCGGUUCCCGUGUUCUCAGUGCGGAAAAUGUAUCAGCACGAAGGCUGCGCUCCAGCGACACGAGAAGAAGCACAGCGGGGUGAAGCCCUUCGUGUGUCCCGAAUGCGGGAAGGGUUUUUUCACCAAGUAUCAGCUCAUCAUACACGAGCGGCAUCACACGGGCGAGAGACCGUUCGCGUGUUCCGAAUGCGGAAAAGGCUUCCUCUCCAAAUCGGAACUCACCAAACACGAACUCAUUCACAACGGGGGGAUACGUUUCGACAGAAAGCCGCGCGGGAAAACCGUCACGGAGGAGAAGCCGUUCGUUUGUUCUCAGUGUGGAAAAUGUUUGAGCACCAAGGCUGCACUUCAGAAUCACGAGAAGAAGCACAGCGGGGUGAAGCCGUUCGUGUGUUCGGAAUGCGGGAAAGAUUUCUUCACCAAGUAUCAGCUCAUCGUACAUAACCGACACCACACAGGAGAGAAACCCUUUGUGUGUCCGGAAUGCGGAAAGGGCUUCCUGUCAAAGCCGGAACUUACCAAACACGAAAGGAUUCACACCGGAAGGAGGCCGUUCAGGUGUUAUCAGUGUGUGAAAUGUUUUACCACAAAGCUUGCGCUUCAUAAUCACGAGAAGAAGCACAGCGGGGUGAAGCCGUUCAUGUGUCUGGAAUGCGGGAAAUGUUUUUUCACAAAGUAUGAGCUCAUCAUACACGAACGGUGUCACACGGGGGAGAAGCCAUUCACGUGUUCGAAGUGCGAAAAAUGUUUCAACACGAAAUCAAAGCUCACCAGGCAUGAGAAACUUCACACCAGAGAGAGACCGUUUGCGUGUUCUAAGUGUGAGAAAUGUUUCAUCACCAAAGCAGAACUAAUGAAGCACGAGCGCGUUCACACCGGAGAGAAGCCGUUCUCGUGUCUGGAAUGCGGGAAAUGUUUUUCUUCGAGGAUCGUGCGGAAUAUUCACCAGAAAAGGCACGGCGCGGAGAAGCCCUUCGCAUGUCCGGAGUGCGGGAAAUGUUUCUUCUCAAAUUCAGAGCUUGUCGUACAUGAACGAUAUCACACGGGAGAGAAGCCGUUUGCGUGCUCCGAAUGUGGGAAGGGCUUUGCCGUACAGUCUGAACUCAAUAAGCAUGAGAAACGUCACGCAGGAGAGCUGACAUUCAUGUGUUCUGAGUGUGGAAGGGGCUUCAAGACCAAAACAGGACUUACUAGGCAUGAGCGACAUCACACGGGAGAGAGACCGUACCCGUGUUCCGAAUGCGCAAAAUCUUUUCUCACCAAGGCGGAGCUUACCAAACAUACAGAGCUGCACACCGGAGUAAAACCCUUUGCGUGUUGUGAGUGCGGAAUUAGUUACAAUACAAGAUUGCGCCUCGUCCAGCAUGAACGGCGGCACAAGGGGGAGAAACCGUUUACGUGUUCUGAAUGUAGGAAGUGUUUCACCACCAAGCACGGCCUCAAUCUGCAUCACAAAACGCACAUUGGCGAGAAACCUUUUGCAUGUUCUGACUGCGGAAAAUGUUUCACCACAAAGGGAAACCUGACAAUACACAAGAGAUUUCACAGUGGGGAGAGACCGUUCGUGUGUCUCGAGUGCGGAAAAUCUUUUGCGGCCAAGUCAGGCCUUGUGAGACACGACAGAAUGUGCGCCGGGACCACGCCGUUUGUGUGUCAGACGUGCCAAAAAUGUUUUCCCACGAAGUCCGAGCUCACUAGACAUAGGAGAUUUCACACGGGAGAGAGACCGUUUGCGUGUGCCGAGUGCGGGAAGUCUUUUUAUACGAAAGCCCAUCUGAAGCAGCACGAGCGACUUCACGCCAGAUAGAAGCCGUGGGCGCGUUCUGGAUCUGGAAAGAGUGUCAACACGCUGCCAAUUUACAUAAGAAAAAAAACUUAUUCUCAAUGAAGGAGGACACAUUAUUUGUGUGCUCGAAAUGGAGGAGGAGUUCUUAUGUUCUCUGCUCCUUCGUUCUGUUUAGAUCAUUAAAGGAUAGGCACAGAGCGUAUGGUAAGGAAAGGUCCCACAUGAGGUGCAAUAGACCACUGCGUCCAAGUGACGAUGUCUACCAUAGACUGUAAAGUGUGCGACGAGGUGAUCGUUGUGCCGUCACACAAGAAAUAAUAAGUAAGACCUAAGAGCAACGUUGUGCUUAA
Spea bombifrons (plains spadefoot toad) is the source of this 2562-nucleotide messenger RNA. Its product is annotated as gastrula zinc finger protein XlCGF26.1-like. Gene Ontology annotation, molecular function: DNA-binding transcription activator activity, RNA polymerase II-specific; RNA polymerase II cis-regulatory region sequence-specific DNA binding. The transcript has 2 exons. Gene Ontology annotation, biological process: regulation of transcription by RNA polymerase II. Lineage: Eukaryota; Metazoa; Chordata; Amphibia; Anura; Pelobatidae. Gene Ontology annotation, cellular component: nucleus. The record is from RefSeq and is a predicted model, not a curated record. The coding region runs from base 320 to 2233 and encodes 637 amino acids.